CUGGUAUUUCCUUCAGGAAAUGCAUAUUCUAGUUAGACUUUACAUUUGUUUGGGAAACUGGUCAAUACACCUGCUACUAAUGUAAUAUGUGAGCGUGCUUAACACAUAUCUGAAGAUCAGGGAAACGCGUUGCAGGGGUAGUUUAUGGAAGAGUGUUUGAUACAAAGUCCAAGGUUCACCUUAAACCUUGCCUGUCACGAGAAGCUGUUUUCAAACAACAGAGAGACGUCUCAGAAACAUGGAGAAAACGGGAGAGCGAGCCGAGAGGAAAGAAAGGCUGACUCUUGUCUUGGCAUUGGCAACACUCGUCUCCACUUUUGGCUCCUCUUUCCAGUAUGGUUACAAUGUUGCAGUGGUCAACUCCCCGACCCCAUACAUGAAGAUGUUCUACCAGCAUGCAUAUGAACUUCGCUAUGGAGCAGUAAUGGACAGCAGCCUCCUGACCCUCCUGUGGUCCCUGACUGUCUCAAUGUACCCGCUUGGAGGGUUCUUUGGAUCUCUCAUGGUAGGCCCUUUGGUCAACAAAUUAGGAAGAAAAGGAACCCUCCUCUUCAACAACAUCUUCUCCAUAGUCCCUGCGAUAAUGAUGGGGUUGAGUGAGGUGGCCAACUCCUACGAGAUGAUCAUUGUCGCCCGCUUUUUAGUGGGCAUCUGUGCAGGCCUCUCUUCCAAUGUGGUGCCCAUGUACUUGGGGGAACUCGCACCGAAAAAUCUAAGGGGUGCCAUUGGCAUAGUGCCCCAGCUUUUCAUCACCAUUGGCAUCCUUACUGCCCAAGUGUUUGGCAUACGGUAUAUCUUGGGCAACCGAGAAGGCUGGCCCAUCAUGCUGGCCCUCACUGGGGUCCCGGCGGUGCUGGAGCUCCUGCUGCUGCCCUUCUUCCCUGAGAGCCCACGCUACCUGCUUAUCCAGAAAGGAGACGAGCACGCAGCCAGGAAAGCUCUGCAGCGCGUGCGUGGCUGGGACGACGUGGACGAGGAGCUGUCUGAGAUGCGUGAGGAGGACCAGUCGGAGAGGACGGAGGGGCGUCUGUCCAUCCUUAACCUCCUGUCCUUCCGCUCGCUGCGCUGGCAGCUUAUCUCCAUCAUCAUCAUGAACAUGGGCCAGCAGCUGUCCGGAGUCAACGCGAUUUACUAUUAUGCAGACAGCAUCUUCCUCUCUGCUGGUGUGAAGGAGAAUGACAUACAGUUUGUGACAGUUGGAACAGGAAGCGUGAAUGUCUUCAUGACCGUUGCAGCGGUAUUCAUAGUGGAGGCCUCGGGCAGGAAGCUGCUGCUUCUCCUUGGCUUCGCGAUAUGCUGUGUCGCGUGUUUUGUCCUGACCAUCGCCCUCAACUUUCAGGAGGGCCUGAGCUGGAUGCCCUAUGUCAGUAUUGCGUGUGUAAUCAUCUACGUCAUCGGACAUGCCAUUGGACCAAGCCCGAUCCCUUAUGUCAUCACCACAGAGAUAUUCCGACAGUCCUCCAGACCCGCUGCUUUCAUGGUCGCCGGCUCCGUGCACUGGCUCUCCAACUUCACCGUGGGCCUGGUCUUCCCCUAUCUUGAGGAGGGACUGGGGCCCUACAGCUUUGUCAUCUUCGGGGUGAUCUGUUUCAUCACUCUGGUCUAUAUCUGGGCGGUCAUCCCAGAGACCAAGAACAAAACCUUCCAGGGGAUCAGCCAGCUGUUCGCUAAGAGGAACAGGGUGGAGAUCAAGGUGGAAAAGGCAGAGAGCGAUACUAAAGAGGAGUGGGACAAAGUCACAGCAUUUUGAGAGGCACUGAGCCUUGAAGGACCAAAACUAUUUUGUUUAGCUAUGAAAUGGAAGCAUCUGAUAUGCAUUUAAUCAGGAUUUAUUUGUAUGUCCUGUGUCAUAUGUUGUGGGUGGUCAAGGGUAAUGUACUGAAAAGUACCCAUGAGCAGCUCAGAAAAUUACUAAAAUAUACAAACUUGCUAGUGUCGGUA
Clupea harengus (Atlantic herring) is the source of this 1941-nucleotide messenger RNA. RefSeq names its product solute carrier family 2 member 5 (gene slc2a5). Gene Ontology annotation, molecular function: D-glucose transmembrane transporter activity. Gene Ontology annotation, biological process: dehydroascorbic acid transport. Gene Ontology annotation, cellular component: plasma membrane. Lineage: Eukaryota; Metazoa; Chordata; Actinopteri; Clupeiformes; Clupeidae. The record is from RefSeq and is a predicted model, not a curated record.